This is a messenger RNA of Rhagoletis pomonella (apple maggot), 1225 nucleotides long. Its product is annotated as basic-leucine zipper transcription factor A-like. The transcript is spliced from 2 exons. Bases 962 to 1225 code for a protein of 87 amino acids. The record is from RefSeq and is a predicted model, not a curated record. Lineage: Eukaryota; Metazoa; Arthropoda; Insecta; Diptera; Tephritidae.
GCCUGCAGUCUUCAGUCUUGUAUAAAAUAAUUUAUACACUAAAUUCUAAACUCUUGAGAGCAAUAGCAAGAAAAAUUGAUCAUCAUUAAAAUAAGUCCCAGCAAUUGGCCUCCAACAGUGCUGUGCAUCCGACGAAUUUCCCAAAAAUAAAAUCGAUGAGUUUUCCAACAAACAACAAAAACACAACACAACAACCACAGUCCAACAGCAGAAAAAAAUAGCAACAAACUACAACGAAGCGACACGAAGUAUCCACCGAAUGAGGAAAGUACUCUUACACGCUGUGAACUCACUCAUGCUACACACACAUACACCCAUAAAACUGAAUACGAGCCAACAACUGAUCGAGCUAUUUGAUCGCAAUUGGAACGAUCUUGUGUCAUUCUUCGCUCGCACCUCAAAAACGAUCGACGUCUUGGUUUCAGUCUCGGGGAUUAUGACUUAAACCAGAAGAUUUUUAAUUUCUGAGAUUUAAGUUUUUCAUACGCGCACAUAUAUAGUAUAUAUAUAUAUGUUUGGAAAAAUAAUAAUUUACAUAGAGUUUUCGUAUAAUUUGUAUUAUAACUGAGGUGAAAAAGAGAGUUUAUUUCAAACGGAAAAUACAAAAUAUAAUUUUAACGCGAUAAAAAUUACACUAUAACGCCGCAAAGGAUAACGAAACACCUACGAAAAGCGAUAAAUCAGUGUUUUGAAGUGAAAAAAAAUAAAGAUAUACAUAUAUAUAGGUAGUGAAAUCAGUCAACGUAUAUAAAGGAAGCAGCUGUAGCAAAAAUCACAUAGUGUUUAAAAUCGGAUAGUUACACUUAAGUGGCAUCUUUUUGGUUUGCAUCGCACCGCAACCAUCAAGUCCCAGUCUUAUAUCUAUCCGAUAUCGUAAUAUUCAGUGAGUUAGCUGCACAAAGUCACUAAAUACCUUCAGUUAUCAUUUUAAAUGCGCUAUAACUAGUGUUAUAUAACGAAAAUGCAACGAGAAAAUUCGAAUCCGCUCCAACAGCAGCAACAGCUGCAAUCGCAAUCGCAGUCGCAGUCGCAGUCUCAUCAAGAAAUGCAACAAUUCUCGAGUCAACAACAAUACUCGAGCAUGCAGCAGCAGCAACAAAGGAUUAGCCGCACCGAACAACGCACCGUCCAAAGUCAGCAACAAAUCACUCAACAAAGAGGUCAGUUUGCCGCAAUGGCGAAUGAUCACUCAUCAUUCAUGUGGAAAAUAUGUCAUAUGUCAUGA